Dovyalis caffra is the source of this 813-nucleotide messenger RNA. The record is from the annotation of a GenBank genome assembly. Lineage: Eukaryota; Viridiplantae; Streptophyta; Magnoliopsida; Malpighiales; Salicaceae.
AUGGCAAUUCUCGCGCUCCCGCUAGUCAUAUCCGUUUUAAAACCCCAAAACAUCCGCCUCUUCCUCUUCCGCUCCUCCGCCGCCGCUGUCGGAAGGCCAAACGCUAAGUGCUUCUUUCUCAAUCGCCACCGCCACUUCACUAAAACAACUGUCUCCGCCAUUGGCACCAAUUCUUCAAUUCAACAACAUUCUUCAACUAACCCUAACAAUGAGCCUCAAAACACCUCCAUCCCUACAUUUCAACAAGCAAUUCAGCGUCUCCAGAAAUAUUGGGCUUCAGUUGGAUGUGCAGUGAUGCAGUGUAGCAAUACUGAGGUUGGAGCCGGGACUAUGAAUCCUCUUACAUUCUUAAGAGUUCUUGGUCCUGAACCUUGGAAUGUGGCGUAUGUGGAGCCUAGUAUUCGCCCAGAUGAUAGUCGUUAUGGGGAAAACCCAAACAGACUACAGCGUCACAUGCAGUUUCAGGUUAUACUAAAACCUGAUCCUGGAAAUUCACAAGAACUCUUUAUUCGAAGCCUCUCUGCUUUAGGUAUUAAUGUUAAUGAACAUGAUAUACGAUUUGUGGAGGAUAAUUGGGAGAGCCCGGUACUAGGUGCUUGGGGUUUGGGCUGGGAAAUCUGGAUGGAUGGGAUGGAGAUCACUCAAUUCACCUACUUUCAGCAGGCUGGAAGUCUUCAACUGUCUCCCAUAUCUGUUGAAAUCACUUAUGGUCUUGAGCGCAUCCUCAUGUUGCUUCAGGGAGUUGACCAUUUUAAGAAAAUUCGAUAUGCUGAUGGCAUUACAUAUGGGGAGUUGUUCUUGGAAAAUGAGUAA